This is a messenger RNA of Penicillium arizonense, 1029 nucleotides long. RefSeq lists its product as uncharacterized. The coding region runs from base 1 to 1029 and encodes 342 amino acids. NCBI's taxonomy places the organism in Eukaryota, Fungi, Ascomycota, Eurotiomycetes, Eurotiales, Aspergillaceae. The transcript is spliced from 3 exons. The record is from RefSeq and is a predicted model, not a curated record.
AUGUCUCCCCAAGACACGCCCGGUCGCCCAGGCGAAGACAGGCCCGAAGGGAUUUUCAAGUACUUCAGGCGCAUGAAGAGCGUCUUGCGCCCUCGAUCAGCUUCAAAGCAUCAAUCUCUAAGCAUACCUGAUGUGGCGGUCCCAACCCAAAUAGCCGCACCAGCACCAGCACCAAAGCUAUUGCAACAACCCAGUAUACCAGAGCAACCCAUUGUGCCCGACUACAACGCCAUGCAACGCCAAAAGGCGCACGCCAUCUUCGCCAAAUAUAAUCUAAGCUUCGAACCCACUGGAGAGAAAUCAUCCACGGAUCACCAAUUUGCCCGAGUAGCCAAGCCAAUUCGCAUGCGGGUGCGCCGCGCCUGUCACCGCUGCGAAACAACCUUCGGUCCCGAGAGAGUCUGCGUCAAUUGCCAGCACCUCCGAUGCAAGAAAUGUCCCCGUCUUUCACCAGCCCAUGCCCAAGACGAAGAGCCAUCAUUUUCCAAAAUGAGACUCCAUGAGCUUCGCGCAAAACAGCGUGGCAUGCUUCAUGUCACGCCCCAUCUCAAGUUGAGCGGUAACCCAGCCUGUCCGUUAUCAAUGACUUCCAGUAUGGGAGGACCGGACUUUACGCGCAAAGCAGUACGCCAGCGAGUUCGACGAGACUGCCAUCUAUGUGGGACUAUGUUUGCCAGGGGCACGAAACAAUGUGCCAGUUGUCACCAUCUUCGCUGCAAGAGCUGUCCCCGACAGCCCGCCAAACUUGAUAAAUACCCAGAUGGGUAUCCUGGUGAUGUUGAACCACCAAAAGCUGUGCCAGAUCGCACAUUUAAGAAGCCCCGUCGACGGGUUCAUUAUAUCUGUCAUGUCUGUACCACGUCUUACAAUGAAGAUGCGCGUGUUUGCGUAAAGUGUGGUCAGACAAAAUGUGAUGAGACUAUUCGAAUUCCACCUAAAAAGAUCAAACCAGAACCAGAUCCUGCAGUUAUUCGGAGCCUGGAAGAGAAGUUGGCUACUAUGGUAAUAUCGGCAAACCCAAUUACAUGA